AUGUUGAAUCCUACCUUUGUAGUGUGGGAUAUUAUAUAUCCCUUAUAUGCCUAUGCCUCUCUCUUCAUCAUUAUCCUAAUUCUUUGGCGAGUGAAGAAGAGACCCUGUGGAUUAAAGUUGGAACCUACCAAGAGCACCUGCCAGCGACACCGAAGAGUCAGACAAAGGACUAGAGACGCAGCAUCAAGAGCUAGGAGGUCUUCCCAGAAAGAGGCUAAGAAGCCAUGGCAACUUCUCUCGGUCAUGAAAAGCCACAAUUGGCUUCCUGAGGAGGGAAGGGUGAGGCGGCUCCUCUGCGCAGACCCCUGCUGCCCCACCUGCGACGAUGUGGCGCUGGAGAUCCAGCAGCUGUUCACCCGUGAAAACAGCCUGACCAAGAUUCCUUAA
Molecule: messenger RNA, 387 nt
Organism: Echinops telfairi (small Madagascar hedgehog)
Lineage: Eukaryota; Metazoa; Chordata; Mammalia; Afrosoricida; Tenrecidae
Gene: SPATA31F3
Product: family with sequence similarity 205 member C
Exons: 5
Coding region: 1-387 (128 amino acids)
Source: RefSeq, a predicted model, not a curated record